UAAAUAAUAAAAUAAAGAAAAUAUUUCAAAUUUAUUUACGCAUGCGCAGAACAAUCUGGGGUCAAAGUCGUGUUAGUAGUUCACUGCGGUUGGUACGACUCUUUUGAACUAAAGUAGUAUCCGACAUGGCAGACGCCGCGAAAAAGCAAAAGGCCGAAAAGAAGACUCCCGCGAAGGAAGCCGGUGAGAAAAAGACCGUGACCAGAAGGCCGUUGAAGAGGCACGGCAGGUUGUACGCCAAAGCCAUCUUCACAGGUUACAAACGUGGACUCCGCAACCAAAACGAGAACACUGCCCUGCUCAAGAUCGAGGGUACUACAAACAAACAAGACAGUUGGUUCUACGUAGGUAAGAAGUGCGUGUACGUGUACAAAGCCAAGAACAGGACCAGCGUACCAAACAAACCUAAGGGUGGCAAGACCAAGGUACGUGCCAUCUGGGGCAAAGUCACCAGACCACAUGGUACCAGCGGUGGCGUCAGGGCUAAGUUCCAGAGGAAUCUGCCUGCCAAAGCCAUGGGACACCGUAUUCGCAUUAUGAUGUACCCAUCCAGAAUUUAAGUUAAUUCUUUGUAAUAUAAAUUAAAAAAUUAUCAAUAAAAGUUGGUAAGAA
Molecule: messenger RNA, 612 nt
Organism: Aethina tumida (small hive beetle)
Lineage: Eukaryota; Metazoa; Arthropoda; Insecta; Coleoptera; Nitidulidae
Gene: RpL35A
Product: 60S ribosomal protein L35a
Exons: 3
Coding region: 126-560 (144 amino acids)
Biological process (GO): cytoplasmic translation; ribosomal large subunit biogenesis
Cellular component (GO): ribosome; cytosolic large ribosomal subunit
Molecular function (GO): structural constituent of ribosome
Source: RefSeq, a predicted model, not a curated record